AUGGGGUUAGCAGGCCUGGCUUGGCUGCAUAGGCUCUUCGCCGCCUACAAGCCCCCGGGGCUAAAGUGGAAGCAGCUGCGUGAUACUGUGGAGCUGCAGCUUUUGAAAGGUCUCAGUGCUGGGAAGCGUCCUGCCUCUGAACAUCGUGUUCGCUUCCUGCUGGGCCCCAUGGAAGGCAGUGAAGAGAAGCUGACCCUCACAGCCACCAGUGUGUCCACCCUCAUCGACCAUCCGCAGGUACGUGGACCAACAUUCACCAGCCUGAAGAUUGGCAUGGGGCACCGACUGGAUGCCCAGGCACCUGGGGUGCUUGUGCUCGGCGUGGGACGUGGACGAAGGCUCCUCACCGACAUGUACAAUGCUCACCUCACCAAGGAUUACACAGUACACGGCCUCCUGGGCAAAGCCACAGACGACUUCUGUGAGGACGGGCAGCUGGUGGAGAAAACGACAACAGCCAGUGCUGCGCUGGCACGACACAAGCAAGCACAGAUCUUUGAAGAGCACGCUGCUCAAGUCCAUGUAAGGAAUACGGUCCUUAGUCAAGGCAGCUCCUCCUCAUUCAGUAGCAGCCCUGAGAGUGAGGGGAAGACUUUGGAACCUCCCUCUGAUAGCCUUCUCCCAUGUCAGUUUGAGAAAAAGCGAAAAGGAAACAUGUUAAACAUUUCCGACAACAUUUCAGAAAGACAGUCUGAUUCAUGGUUUCCAGUGCCGAGGUUCAACAGGGCAGCGGCUGCAACUUGUCUGACGCAUGAGGGCCACCCGGAGGCCACUGGGUCCAGCCGUCUAGAGAGACAGGCUAUCGGCCUUCGCCAGGGCCCAAGCCUCUGA
This is a messenger RNA of Lipotes vexillifer (Yangtze River dolphin), 831 nucleotides long. The record is from RefSeq and is a predicted model, not a curated record. NCBI's taxonomy places the organism in Eukaryota, Metazoa, Chordata, Mammalia, Artiodactyla, Lipotidae.